UGGGUUUGUUCAAACUCGGAUUUGAAAAUGGGAAACGGCGCCAAGGCAGCUCAGAAACGGGAGAGAAAUGCGGACAAAAACGCUGCGAAGGGAUCCAAGUCGCAGUCAAAGUCCAACGCAGCAGCUACGAACAUCCUCUGUGCGACAUGUCGACAGGCAUUCUUUGUCACUACUCGGGCACCCGCGCUAGAGGAGCAUGCACAGAACAAGCACAGCAAGACCCUUGCUGAAUGCUUCCCAACUUUUGGGAAAUGACCUGUUGUUUUUACUUUUUCGCACUACAAUUGCUUUGGUGUAGACUUGACACGGAAUUACUUUCGAUCUUAGAUUUCAGAGUGUGGGGGCCGAGGAAUAAAUAUGGUGCGAUGGAAGAUGAUUACAGUGGACCGAAGCCUGAGCUACCUGCGUUCGCUGCACUUCUACUUUGUAUCUUCUCGCCGACUUUCUUCUGCACGUCGUUGUAUUUUGCGACGCAGCGGUCUAUGCAGACCUGCUCGCCUUUGUUCAGCUCGCCGUCUGCGUAUCUGGCGGGAAUGCAUUUAUUAUGGC
This is a messenger RNA of Guyanagaster necrorhizus, 549 nucleotides long. Its product is annotated as DUF1909-domain-containing protein. The record is from RefSeq and is a predicted model, not a curated record. Lineage: Eukaryota; Fungi; Basidiomycota; Agaricomycetes; Agaricales; Physalacriaceae. The coding region runs from base 28 to 255 and encodes 75 amino acids. The transcript has 4 exons.